This is a messenger RNA of Dalotia coriaria, 3557 nucleotides long. RefSeq names its product dynein axonemal intermediate chain 7. Lineage: Eukaryota; Metazoa; Arthropoda; Insecta; Coleoptera; Staphylinidae. Gene Ontology annotation, molecular function: beta-tubulin binding; microtubule binding. The transcript is spliced from 13 exons. Gene Ontology annotation, cellular component: axoneme. The coding region runs from base 1480 to 3537 and encodes 685 amino acids. The record is from RefSeq and is a predicted model, not a curated record.
UUUAGGUCGUUGACUUUUAAAAAGUCAUCAAUGUCAUGUUUUUGUGUGUCACUAUUGUGAAUUAAAAUGUCUGUAAAAGAAUUGAAUAAAGAAUCGCGAGUUACCUUUCUACCAGAACCAUCUUUUCAAGAAGAUCAUGAAGAAAUUAAAGAUGGAGAAGAAACCUCUGAACCGGAAACAGAAUCUGAAUCUAUACCUGAAGAAACUGUUGAAGAGCAAACACCAAUUCCUGAGGUGGUACCAUCUGAAAUUGAAAAAAGAUUGAACCUAUGAUACUAAUCGCUGAAGAAGAAGAAAAACAGAAGAAUAUGGGCAGAAAGUUGAAAGCACUGUGUUGAUUAUAACAGAAAGUAAGGUUAAGAAGGGUAAAGGUACCAAAACAGGAAAAGGUGCUUCAAAAAAAGGUAAACCCACGAAAGGUAAACCUAAAAAGGCAACACCAGCUUCAAAUGAAUUUGAAUUAGUUGGUAAAAGCAAUGAUGAACUGGUCAAAAUGUACUCCCAGAGUCUAGUACCUACAAAAUCAAGAUCCAAAACAAGAUCGAAGAAAUCCCUCCAACGUCUCACAAGUGAAGCUGAAGGUGAAGACACACAGGAAGACAAACCUUCAAAACCUCAAUCCUGGGAGACUAACCUAGAUCAAGACGCAGAAUCCCUGACAACCCAGGAUAUCACCCCAAAAGAAGAACAAAAGAAGCCAUUGAAGGAAAGUCUUCUCUACGAAGCAGUCAAGUGAAGAAACCUCCAUCAAAAAAUCCGUAGCUAAAUUUCAAUCAAAGGUUAUGAUACAUGUGGAGAGUACCGCAGAGGUACCUGAAGAUGCAGAACUAAACCCGUAGUAGACAAACCAAAACCAAAGAAAAAAGGGAAGAAGAAGAAAGACAAAGAUAAACCAGAUGAUGUGGUACAACUCGCCCCGGUGAAAAGCACCCCAAGAGAAUCUUUCAUCCAACAAGCUUUUAAUACCAUGUCUUCAACCAGUUACAAACAGCGUAUUGCUCGUAUGGGUAAAAGUGUUACUUCGGGAUCCAAAUCAAGAGUCUCUGCUGAACCGGAGUCCAGCAGUAGUUCUUCUUCAACAGCCAGUCAACCAAAAAGCAAGAGGAGGUCAGGCAGGUCUUCUUUUAAAAUCGGCCGAAAAAAGACUAAGUUUAAGCGCGAACCAAGAGAAUGGUCAACUGAAAUGCCUGGAGAAGAUGAUGAGAUUCUUCAAAAGAUCACAGACCCAUCAGUUACUAGCACUGGUAAUGUUAAUGUUGAACCUCCGAAAAAACUCCCAAAAAGAAGAAGAAAGUUAAAAAAGAACCUAAACCUAAGAAAGGAGCUAAAGCUGCAAAAGAUAAAGCUAAAGAAAAGUUCAAAACGGACGCACAAAUUGAAGAAGAAGCAAAAGCCAAGGCUGAAGAAGAAAGACUCAUCGCGCUGGUUGAUAAAAAGAAUGCGAUUGCAAAGGAAAAGAAGGAAAUUUUGGAAGCAUCCAUGCGUGAUGAGCAGUUGGAUAUGAUUACCACAGAGAUGGAACUCUGUGAGGCGGCUCUAGAUGAGGUUAUACAAGCCGCACAAGCAAAAGAAGAAUGGAGACAGUAUUUGGUCUGUGAUGGAUUACCAGCACCAUGGGACGUACCAGGGAUGAAUACUUAUAUUCACCUUUGGGAGAAGGAGGUUUAUACAGUGUCAUCGGAAAGGUGUAAGGAAAGGACCACAGAAGCUAUCAAUUUGUUGAAUCAACUUGAUGAUAUCCGUGAAGACCCUUUUGAUAAAUCCGAACGUAGACGCAGUGAUUGGGCUUGGGUGGCUUCCAGAUUCAGGGAGUUCCAAGCCCUUAAUUUGGAAUAUUGUACUUAUCGUCUCCUUAGAGAUAUCAAGAGUAAAAUGAAUCGGAUUGAUAUCCCUACAGCUGAUUUCCGUAUGCAGGAAGAGUUGUUUUCAUUGUGUUUAUGGGUUUCUAUCACUUUACCCACUCCCACUCCUAAUCCUCGGAGUGUGGCUAAACCUAGGAUUAAACUAACCUGGCCUGAGUUGUGUGUGGAUAUCAUGUUUCCACAGACUUUGAAAAGGGAAAUGGUUGCCAUCAGAGGGAUGUAUACUUAUUAUGACCACUUGACUGAUACUAGUGAGACCUUUAGAGCACCACCUUUGCCUCCAUAUUAUUUAAAAACGUUAAGUCAAGCAUGUCAAGAAGAAAUCUUUGGUAAAAUGAAGUAUAAGUAUGAUAAUCGUGUGAAACCCAAAAUGGAACCUGUUGAGGUUAUACAGGAUGAUGGUACAGUUGUGGUUAUGGAACCAGAAGUAGAACCUGAGUUAGAUGAAGAUGUUAUGGCUCCGCAUGUUCCAUAUCGUAAACUUGAUGUGUCUCCCAGUGUUUUUCAUUUGAACAAAAUGGAUAAUGAACUUAAGGAAUCUCUUCUUCAACUUGAACAUGAAAUACCUCCUGGUGUGCUCAACUUAAGAAAGUAUACUGUUAUCGGAGGAGUGUACUUUCUUGAUCUUUAUUAUCAACCACCACAACCUCAAGGAAUGGUCUCCUAUGAAGUUUUUAUAUCAACUUUAACUGAACCUUAUUCACUACAAACUGUACCCUAUGUGGUAAAGUAUGAUCCUCCACCUCCACAUGAGCCUGGGACAAGGAGAACUCCUGAAGAGAUUGAAGAAGAACUUCUUCAACAAGAAAAAGAGUUGGAUGAGUUGAUCUUGUUGGAAAUAACGUUACCUAAACAUGUUUAUUGGUUAGAACCACCAAUGGUCGUCCAAUGGGAUUACGAUUUAAAAGCGUGGACGCUCAAUAAUGUCUUUGAUUUUAAAAAUAUUGAAGAAAAAGGUUAUGUUACUUUUAGAACUGGGAUAUUUCGUCCUAUUGCUAUUGCAACCCUCAAAUGGUCUAACCUUCCUUAUCAAGCUUGGGAAAUACGUCCUGAAAAAGAUGGAACUGUAACAUUUCAAUUGAGCUGCGCCAUUUUGACGUUGGAAUUCCACGUACAACAGAAUACUAUCUGCGUGAAGGAUAUACAGAGUGCUCCAAAUGAUGCUUUUGAACCACAUUUAAAUGUCUACUAUAGUUUUUCUAAGCUAAGAAAGAUAAUGAGAUCAAUUGGAAUUGAUGUAUUUCCAUAUUUUGAUACAUUUCUCUACGUGGAAGGUACUUGUGAAAAGUAUUGGCCAAUGGAGAACCAUCUGUACUUUUGUAUGGCGUACUUAAGUGUUGUUUUCAAUAUGACUUGGUCAAGAUGGAAUAUGACUUUGGAUUACAGAGCGAUUGUGUUUCAAAUGAGAGCGUAUCGAUUUGAUCGUCCUAAACAGGCCAACUUUGAUACUGUUUUGGUGCGUGCGCAGAGUACAGCCUAUAUUGAAUGUACAGAGGUUAGUCAGGAGUUCUCAGACGUGCCUGUUGAAGGAAUGCGAUUUUUCGCUGACUUGUGGCAUUUGGUGCGGUCUACGUCGAUAAAGUCUCUGCGCAGUCGUAUUACGAGCGCUGAUAAGACUAUGGUGAAAACUUUGUAUCGAUUAUACAAAAAUGUGCGGUUUUUGAGUUUUUCAUAAAAGCAUUUAUCUUACCUAAA